AAUCCCAAGGAGCAAAGUGGACGGGGUAAACAGUGCGCAUGUACUAAUGAAUCUGAUGGUGCAGACCUGUGGCCAGCAGUCUGUGGAGGUGACCAAGGAGGUUUUCAUGGACAUGAACAGGACUGAUCUGGUGGAGAGGUUGUCAGAGACCAGCUCAGGACCCAAAGAGAAACAUCUGUCUAAACAGUUCCAGAAAAAAGUGAACAUGACAUCACUUCAGAGGAAGCUUUUCGAAACACUGGAAGAUUUAAGUUUUGGGGAGCUCCAGCAAUUCAAGUGUCUCCUGCAGCACAAACACGUGAACGAAGGCCUCCCAAGAAUCCCAAGACACCAGAUAGAGAUGGCAGACAGAUUUGAAAUAGUGGAGCUGAUGGUGGAGAUCUACGGCCAACAGUCAGUGGAGGUGACCAGGGAGGUUUUAAAGAAGAUGAGCAGGACUGAUCUGGUGCAGAAGUUGUCAGACAUCAGCUCAGGAUCUAAAGGGCCUUCAAGGAGUUUGGAGCUUGAGGCUUGUGGAACCAUUAUGCAGGACUCCAGUGACUGGACUAAACUAAUACCUGAAGUGAACAGUAAAGGUGCAGAAGAGGCUCCAACUUACAGCCUACAGUCUGAAGCAGGAAACCACUUUGAAUGCAGUGUCUCUGGCUUGCGCUGGGCCUGUAAGGAAAAGGUCAGCUUUAGGUACCAGUUUUGCUCUUGGGAGGAACCAAUGGAGAGGAUGGAAAACAUCAAAUACAUACCUGCAGGUCCCCUAAUGGACAUCACAGUCAUUGCUGGAAGGUUUGAUGAUGUGUACCUGCCACACUGGAUCUGCAUUGAUGAUGUCCCUAAAAUAUCUGACAAGUUUGCAGUCCUACACAUAGAUGACUGUGGAGAUGUUGUGGAAAAAGUGUCUGAGGUCACGUCAUCCCAUGUCAAGCUGUCUGAACCAGUUUUUUCACCAAGAGCAGUCUUGAUGAAAGUUGGCAUUCCAGUGAAAAUAAACUGUAAGGUGUUAAUAUAUCAGACCAACACAGCAUUCCUGACACUGCAUGUUUAUCUGAUCCCACGUGAUCCUGGUCUACAAGAGGCAAUGGACAAGAUGCAAUUAUCUUAUGGAUACAAAGUAAUCAGAAAGCCACAUCCAGAGAAGUCCCUGAAAAUGCGUGAUCAUUUCAUCUUAACAGCGGAUUUGAAUGGUGCAAAGAUUUCUCCUAAA
Messenger RNA from Micropterus salmoides (largemouth bass), 1198 nucleotides. Its product is annotated as NACHT, LRR and PYD domains-containing protein 1 homolog. NCBI's taxonomy places the organism in Eukaryota, Metazoa, Chordata, Actinopteri, Centrarchiformes, Centrarchidae. The record is from RefSeq and is a predicted model, not a curated record. Gene Ontology annotation, biological process: inflammatory response; innate immune response; regulation of apoptotic process.